Xenopus laevis (African clawed frog) is the source of this 1643-nucleotide messenger RNA. RefSeq names its product tryptophan hydroxylase 1 L homeolog (gene tph1.L). Gene Ontology annotation, biological process: aromatic amino acid metabolic process; serotonin biosynthetic process. Lineage: Eukaryota; Metazoa; Chordata; Amphibia; Anura; Pipidae. The record is from RefSeq and is marked provisional. Gene Ontology annotation, cellular component: neuron projection. Gene Ontology annotation, molecular function: tryptophan 5-monooxygenase activity; monooxygenase activity; oxidoreductase activity, acting on paired donors, with incorporation or reduction of molecular oxygen, reduced pteridine as one donor, and incorporation of one atom of oxygen.
CAAAUGUAUUCCAACCGCAAGGAGUGCCCCCGCAGGGUCAAGUCCUUUGAUUCAGUCAACUCUGGAUUGGAUGAGAAUCAGAUCAAUAAUGAGUUCAAUAAAUCAACUUACAUCAAGAUCGAAGACAAUAAAGAAUACAGUGAGAAUGUGUGCGAGAGAGGGAAGGCCUCAGUCAUCUUCUCCCUAAAGAAUGAGAUUGGGGGGCUGGUCAAAGCACUGAAGCUUUUCCAGGAGAAACACGUCAAUCUCAUUCAUAUUGAGUCCCGAAAGUCAAAGAGAAGAAACUCUGAGUUUGAGAUCUUUGUGGAUUGUGACAGCAACAGGGAACAACUGAAUGAAAUCUUCCAGCUGCUCAAGCCUCACGUCAAUGUGAUAUCCAUGAGCCCCCCUGAGAACUUCACUGUGCAGGAGGACGAUAUGGAAAGUGUCCCCUGGUUCCCCAAGAAGAUCUCUGACCUGGACAAAUGCGCAAACAGAGUUCUAAUGUACGGAUCAGAUCUGGACGCCGACCACCCUGGUUUCAAGGACAAUGUGUACCGUAAGAGACGCAAGUAUUUUGCCGACGUUGCAAUGUCCUACAAAUAUGGGGAUCCAAUACCCCACAUUGAGUUUACAGAAGAGGAGAUACAGACCUGGGGGACAGUUUUCCGGGAGCUCAAUAAGCUGUACCCAACACACGCCUGCCGAGAGUACCUAAAGAACCUGCCACUCUUGUCCAAACACUGCGGGUACAGAGAAGAUAAUAUCCCCCAACUGGAAGAUGUGUCUCGAUUUCUCCGAGAGCGCACAGGAUUCACCAUUCGUCCCGUCGCUGGAUAUUUGUCUCCCAGAGAUUUCCUUGCAGGACUGGCCUUCCGGGUUUUUCACUGCACCCAAUAUGUGAGGCACGACUCCGACCCACUUUAUACCCCUGAGCCGGACACCUGCCAUGAACUUCUGGGACAUGUUCCUCUUCUUGCCGAACCCAGUUUUGCCCAGUUCUCCCAAGAAAUUGGCUUGGCCUCCUUGGGGGCAUCCGAUGAAGCUGUACAAAAACUGGCUACCUGCUACUUCUUCACAGUUGAGUUUGGAUUGUGCAAACAAGAAGGAAAACUGAAGGUAUAUGGGGCCGGACUGCUUUCUUCUAUCAGUGAGCUGAAGCACUCUCUCUCUGGAAAUGCCAAAGUGAAGCCUUUUGACCCCAUGGUAACCUGCAACCAGGAGUGUAUCAUCACUUCAUUCCAGGAGCUUUACUUUGUCUCGGAGAGUUUUGAAGAAGCCAAAGAGAAGAUGAGAGAAUUUGCUAAAACCAUUCAACGCCCCUUUGGGCUGAAGUACAAUCCCUUUACCCAGAGCGUGGAUAUCCUAAAGGAUACAAAGAGCAUCGCCAUGGUGGUCAGAGAGUUGCGUCAUGAACUGGACAUUGUCAACGAUGCACUUAACAAGAUGAACAAGCAGCUUGGGGUUUAAGGGGGAGCUUUAAAACUGGUGGAGAGGAAACAAUGCGGCUUCAAUAUGUCAGUGUAAAGCCACAUUUGAUAAUCUCUGCAAAUAAUCACAGGGCCCAGGAUGCUUGGUAGCACUGGAUCAUUCCAUAGAGUUGCAGAGCUUUAUUUUUGUAACAGGGAAAUAUAUAUUAUAUAUAGUACAGCCCAUUAGGGGAA